This is a messenger RNA of Clonostachys rhizophaga, 1173 nucleotides long. Lineage: Eukaryota; Fungi; Ascomycota; Sordariomycetes; Hypocreales; Bionectriaceae. The record is from the annotation of a GenBank genome assembly.
AUGAUCACUGUCACCAAGACCAAGGCGGGCAAGAAGGCCCAGGCCUCAACCACGCUCGUGGCGGAACCUCAGUUCCCUGACAUCAACACCAUCAGGAAUGCCAUCCCCAAGCACUGCUUUGAGUCCUCUGCUGUCAUCGGACUGUCCUACCUGGUCCGUGAUCUUUGCAUGGCUGUCGGCCUGGGUUAUGCUGCCGUCACCUACAUUCCCACCAUUCCUGACUUCUACCUGCGAUCUUUCGCCUGGAUCGUCUACGGCUAUGUUCAGGGCCUCAUUUGCACCGGCAUCUGGAUUCUGGGCCACGAGUGCGGCCAUGGCGCCUUCUCCAAGUACCAGACCUUCAACGACGUUGUCGGCUGGUUCGCUCACUCCAUUCUCUGCGUCCCCUACUUCUCCUGGAAGUUCUCUCACCACCGCCACCACCGCUUCACCGGCCACAUGGACAAGGACAUGGCUUUUGCUCCUCGCACCAAGGCUGAUUACCUGGAGCGCCUUCUCUCCAAGUUCGACUUCCUCGAGGAUACCCCCAUCUACCACAUCAUCUGCCUUUUCUUCCACCAGACCAUGGGAUGGACCUUCUACCUGAUCUUCAACAUCUCCGCCGGUCGCAACAGCAUGCAGUACAAAGCUUCUCUCGGCCGCCGCAGCCACUUUGACCCUUGGAGUGGUGUCUUCCGCCCCAGCGAGGCUCCUUUCAUUGUCCUUUCCGACAUUGGUCUUGGCCUCACCCUCUACUCUCUGUACCGCCUCUCUUUCUUCGUUGGUGUCCAAAACACCGUUCUUCUGUACGCUCAGACCUGGUUCUGGGUUCACCACUGGUUGAUCGCAAUCACCUACCUCCACCACACUGACAAGGAUGUGCCUCACUAUGAUGCUGAGCACUGGACCUUUGUCAAGGGCGCCGUUGCCACCAUCGACCGCGAGUUUGGUUUCGUCGGCCGCCACCUCUUCCACGGCAUCAUUGAGUACCACGUUGUUCACCACCUGUUUCCUCGCAUCCCCUUCUACUAUGCCGAGGAGGCCACCGAGGCCAUCAAGCCCGUCCUUGGCGACCUUUACCGCCGCGACGAGCGCAGCUUCCUGGGCCAGCUCUGGGACAACUUCUCCAACUUGAAGUAUGUCGAGCCUGAUGUGGCCAUCCCCGGUGCUAUGAAAUGGGUCACCCGCGCUUAA